Messenger RNA from Contarinia nasturtii (swede midge), 900 nucleotides. Its product is annotated as probable phospholipid hydroperoxide glutathione peroxidase. Bases 80 to 745 code for a protein of 221 amino acids. The record is from RefSeq and is a predicted model, not a curated record. NCBI's taxonomy places the organism in Eukaryota, Metazoa, Arthropoda, Insecta, Diptera, Cecidomyiidae. The transcript has 5 exons. Gene Ontology annotation, biological process: response to oxidative stress. Gene Ontology annotation, molecular function: glutathione peroxidase activity.
CGUUAAAACAUCCGUUUGACUAUCGAAGUUAGUUCCAUCCUCUUCUUUUGUGAAUUCAGUGAAGUGUUCUCUCUGAACAAUGCAGCUGUUGUCAAUUCUCUGCAUUUGUUUAUUGCCAAAAUUAUUAUUUUCUGCCUAUGUCAGUGAUUUGAAUUCAAGCACAGAUUGCAAGGUGCUUUUGGCCCAAAAAGAUAAAGAAAGAGCAACAAAUCCUGUCUUGGCCAAUGAAAUCACCACCACAAAUGAGACGGACUACAAAAAAGCAACAUCAAUUUUCGAUUUCACCGUGAAAGAUACGUUCAAUGUCGAUAUUCCAUUGGGUGAAUACUGUCGUGGGUAUGUGACACUCAUUUUGAACGUUGCCUCGAGAUGCUUUUUGACGGACACAAACUAUGCUCAGUCGACACAAUUGAAUAAGAAAUAUAAUGAGAAAUUGCGAAUUUUGGUAUUUCCAUGCAAUCGAUUUGGCGGCCAAAUGCCGGAAACCGAUGGCGAAGAAAUGCUUUGUCAUUUCAAAAGAUGGAACGCUGCACCUGGCCAAAUUUUAGCCAAAGUAAAUGUAAACGGAAAUUCAGCGAUUCCAUUGUAUAAAUAUUUGAAAAAAGAAUUAAAAGGCAGCAUUGGCCCUGAUAUUGAGUGGAAUUUCGUUAAAUUUUUAAUCGAUAAAAAUGGAAAGCCAGUUAAACGCUAUAUUGAAAUCGUUGCACCGAUGGAUAUCGUUAAUGACAUCGAAGCGCUUUUUUGAGGGCAUGGCAUCAAAUGCAACGAACUACAGUGGGGCAAGGAUUUCCAGACGUCCAUUCACGAGACUUUCCCUACGUUGAUUGGAUUUGAAGCGAAAUGGCAAAAUACGAUCAAUAAAAUCCAGUAUUCUUACCAUAGACGGGCAGACUGGAAAUG